Messenger RNA from Cavia porcellus (domestic guinea pig), 3440 nucleotides. RefSeq lists its product as uncharacterized. The record is from RefSeq and is a predicted model, not a curated record. The coding region runs from base 218 to 2617 and encodes 799 amino acids. Gene Ontology annotation, molecular function: lipid binding. Gene Ontology annotation, biological process: lipoprotein metabolic process; lipid transport. The transcript is spliced from 10 exons. Gene Ontology annotation, cellular component: membrane; extracellular region. NCBI's taxonomy places the organism in Eukaryota, Metazoa, Chordata, Mammalia, Rodentia, Caviidae.
AGUCCAUUUCAAUUCCGGGUGCCGGGGCCUCCUGGCUCCUCCCCUGGCAGGGGCUCAAAUCACCAGCUUUCUGGCCUCAGUUCCUGAGCAGCCAGCCAUUCUCAGCAUCACUCACACAGCAAGUCCUCUGAGAAGUGAGGAGAGGAGUGAAGCUUGGGUUUUCUGCCUCAGGGCCAGCGAAGGAGACACAGCAGAAAAGCACGAGGUUCCUGGAGACAUGGAUUGGAAGCCAGACCGCCAAGCUGGGGAAGAAGAGGAUGCACCUGUGGAGGCAGAUGUGGGACAAGAUGGAGAUCUGUCUGAUGAAGAAAUAAGAUUUUUGGAAGAGUUUCCUGAGUGGAAAAAAAAGCAAGAAGAGUCCAUUGAAACACUUCGCAAGUUUGCAAAGCGUGCAGAUAGGGUCUGCAAACAGUUUGCCAAAAGAAAAGUAGUGAACAAAAUUUGCACCCUUGUCUCUGAAUCGGUGAGCUUUGCAGGUUUAGCUCUAGCCCCAUCAACAGCAGGACUAAGCCUGCCACUCAUAAUUUUUGGCCAAAGUUUGUCAGCAUUAGCUUCACUCAAGGGGAUUAAGACAGAGAUGAAUGAAAAAUCUUGCAAUGAACUACUCCUUUCUCAGGUAAACAGCCAAGUGCCUAACCCUGAUCAAAUGUUUGAGGACACUGGUGGAAAGACGAUCUCCUAUAUCAAAUCUGCUGGCCAGGCUUUGUACAAGUGUGGGAGAGCGGGGGAGGUUAUCAGCAAGGGAUUCCGUGUACUUUCAAAGUCCGCUAAAUCCCUGCCCAUAAUGAAAGCAGGUCCCUUAGUUCUUGCGUCUCUUGGCGAAGACGUAUACACUCUCUGGGAUAACUGGGGCAAACUGAAGGAUGAAGCAAAGGCAGAGCUCGCAGAAGAUCUAAGAGAUCGGGCUAAGGAGCUGGAAGAGGAACUAAUAAUAAAAACCAAACGCUACGACACACUGAAAAAGAAGAUCAUCACCCUGGAAAGAGUUGAGAGCAAAGCAGUUUAUGAAGUCCUCUUCAAAGGGAGCCAAGAAGACUCCAAAUCAGUCUCCAUCAAGGAAUGGAAAAGCAGGAUGCCAGUGUUCAGGAAACAGGCAGACACGGACCUCGGAGAUGCACUAAAGGGUCCAGGGCGGCAGCAGCAGCAGCAUUGCUGGCUGAGGGGAGCAAUCUUCCGGAAGGUCACCCGGCACCCAGACCUGUCCUGCACUACCUACACCUUAGAGGAGCCAAGUCAAGCCCGUGCUGUCUUGAAGAGGUAUAUCUUAAGGAAGUCUGCACUGUCACCUCACUGCGCAUCAACUGGAGAAAAGCAAAACAGAAACCGAAAAUGCUGGGCACUUCUCAGCAGUCCGGGUCUUCCUGGAAGUCACAUCUACAGCUCUCCUGUACACGCGGCGGUCAGCCAGAACCAGUCUUCAGAGUCCAUUUCAAUUCCUGGUGCCUGGGCCUCCUGGCUCCUCCCCUGGCAGGGGCUCAAAUCAUCCAGCUUUCUGGCCUCAGUUCCUGAGCAGCCAGCCACUCUCAGCAUCACUCACACAGCAAGUCCUCUGAGAAGUGAGGAGAGGAGUGAAGCUUGGGCUUUCUCCCUAAGGGCCAGCGAAGGAGACACAGCAGAAAAACACGAGGUUCCUGGAGACAUGGAUUGGAAGCCAGACCGCCAAGCUGGGGAGGAGUACGCAGGCUGGAGAGCACAGGAUGAUGAAAAGCUGUCUGCUGAAGAGAUUGAAUUUCUGGAAAUGUUUCCCAAGUGGAAACAGCAGCAAGAAAUGGUCAUUGCAGAGCUCUAUAAACUUGCACAUGACGCUGACACAGCACAUCAAAAAUUCACCAAAGCCAAUGUGACAGCCAACUGCUUCAGUGUAGCAUCUGGGUUGGUGAGCGUAAUGGGUUUAGCUCUGGCUCCAGUAACGGGAGGAGGAAGCCUGAUCCUUACAGCUGCUGGCCAAGGUGUGGGGUUAACAGCUGGGAUCAUUAAUAUUGUGACAGAUGUGUGGGAAAACUCUAGCACUGAAAACACCCGCACCCGGUUCAGCCACCUAGUGCCCUCUAGUGACGGAGCAUUCCAAGAGGACAUUGGAGGAGAGGGGGCAGCAUCUUAUGUCAGGGCUUCUGGAGAGGUCAUAUACAAGUGUGGGAGUGCUUUUGAGGUCAUCAGGCAGAAUGUCCGGGCCCUGAGGCUAGCUAAUGCCUACCCACACCUGCUGCCUGCAGCCAAACAACUUCGAACCGUUGGCCAAGUGUCAGGUCCAGUCAGCAGACACGUGCACAAGGCCUUUAAGAACACAGCCUUGGCCAUGUCACAAAAGGCUCUCCUGAAGAGCGGUGCUCUUGCUGCCGUUUCCCUUGGCUGGGAUGCGUACAGUCUCUGGAAGAAACUUCAGGACAAAGAAGGCACAGAGCUUGCAAAAGAGCUAAGAAGGCAGGCUUCAGAGCUGAAGGAGGAGAUUUCCCUAAACAUGAAGGUUUACGAGGCACUGCAGGAAAAGAAAUUGUUCAGAGAAGAAAGGCGUAAGAAGUCAUCAUCGAAAGGAACCAAGAAGGCUCAAGCUCAGCACCCAUCCAGAAAUGGGAAAGCAGGGUCCUCUGGGAGAGAAGGCAAGGGCCCUUUCCAGUAGUCUGUGUAAUCGGUGCCUGGGGACACACUCUUUGGCGAAAGCACCACGGCUUCCAAGAGUCAUGUCACCCACCUUCUGUAGAGUGAAUGUCCACUUGUAGUCAGUUUUCACCCAUACACAGCAGUCCUCACUAAGAUCAGUGUGACACAGGACACAUCCCUUAUUUUAUCUUUCUUUAUUUUUGGGUACCAGGAAUCGAACUCAGGACCUCAUGCUUGCAAGGCAGGUGCUUACGCCACAUUCCCCAUAUUCCUUAUUUUAAUUAGCAUUCCAGAGACCAGACAGUUGCUGAUGUGCUAGAACAUUUUCCUCACUUUGGGGCCAACACGCUGCAGUGUGGAAUGCUCCCAUUUAUCCGCGCAUGUCCAGUUCAAAGCCAGAUGUACGUUUUCUUGUCCCAGACUGAGGGAGCCAGGAAUGAAAGGGUGAGAAACAGAGGAGGUGGCAGAGUCAGAGUGCAGGACGGAAAGUAGAAAACAUUCCACAGGAAAAGUCAGGAAAUAUGGGAUGAACCCACCGUGGAGAAGUACUCUGCCAUAAAGGGUAGGAGAGCCAUUUUUAGGAAAAUGGAUGAUGCGCCUCAAGAUCAAGCUUCAGUAUUGCAUGACGUCUUUUAAUAAGACACCCAGAAUAUAAGUAAAGAGGAAUUGAAAGAGGGAGCUGCAUCUUUUGCCAAUGGGAAGCAGGUCAAAGAUGGGGUAAGGAAGAGGGGAAUAAAAAGAAUGAAGAGGUGUUAAAUACACGGAUUAUGCCUUAAGAUGGAUGUAAACGGCACGCACUGCAAACAUGUCCCAAUAAAAACCAAAAAGAAAGGUGUGGAAAA